Messenger RNA from Salvia hispanica, 501 nucleotides. Lineage: Eukaryota; Viridiplantae; Streptophyta; Magnoliopsida; Lamiales; Lamiaceae. The record is from RefSeq and is a predicted model, not a curated record.
AUGUGGGAUCGCAUUGAGGAACGAUACAACGAGGUGAAACCGAGGUGGGCGUUCAAGCGGACCAAGGUUCAGCUGCGCAAGAACAGGUACGGAAGGGCUAGCGGUGAGAGCAUGGAUGAUGUCCUCAACAAGUCGUUGUCCGAGUACCAACGGCAGUUCGGGCAGUUCAAGCUGUACAAUGUUUGGCUGAUCUUGAAGGACAAGGCGAAGUUCAACAGAGGGAUACCGGCGGGAUCCUCGGCUGCGAAGCGGACGAAGACCACCGCCACUGGCGGUUACACGAGCAGCGGCCCAUCUCCUGUGGAUCUGAACGCUGAGCCGGAAGGGAGUUCGUCUACUUUUAGACGUCCCAUUGGUACCAAGGCUGCCAAAGCCCAGGCCAAAGGGAAGACGAAGGCGGGCGCGUCUGGAUCGGUGGUCGCCCCGCAGCUGCGCCUCCUCCAUCUGCUCAAUCAUGGACAGGGCGAUCGAGGAGUUCGGAGGUUAUCGCGAGGUGGUUGA